UCCACGGUCAGACCACAUCCUUUGAGCUGAACAUAUAAAGCUGAGCAUCACAGUGAGUUUCAGUGCAUUCAGCGUCUGAUCAAAGAGGGAAGAAGAAAUGUCCUGCCUGAAUAAUUUCAGUCUUCUCAUCUCAUGUGUGCUCCUGUUCAACAUCCAGCCAGGUCGUGGUUCUGAGAUUAUUAAUGGGAAAGAAGUCAAGCCACACUCACUACCUUACAUGGCUUAUGUGAGAAGUGAAAAAAGUUGGUGUGGAGGGACAUUAAUCCAUCCACAGUGGGUGCUGACAGCUGCCCACUGCUCUGGGAUAGUUCAAGUGACCCUGGGAGCCCACUCCAGAGUGAAAAACGAAUAUUACAAGCAAAUCCGAGCCAUUGAGGAAAGUUUUCCUCAUCCUAAAUACUGUUGUGUAAAAUACGGCAAUGACCUCAUGCUGCUGAAGCUUAAGGAACCGGUGAGGAAAACCAGGGCAGUGCAGUGGCUCGAGUUUGGCGACACUGUGAGAGACCCGGCAGCUGGCAGCAGGUGUCUGGUGGCUGGAUGGGGAGUAACUGAAAACAACCAAACAUCAGACGUCCUCAUGUCUGUCAAUGUGACUGUGGUCGACAGACAGACGUGCAACUCUCGUGAUUAUUACAACCACAGUCCUGAGAUCACCAAACACAUGAUAUGUGCUGGUUCAGAUGGUACAAACGUCGCUGAUACCUGUCAGGGGGAUUCAGGAGGGCCGCUGUUGUGUGAUGGAGCGCUGGUUGGAGUCACUUCUUUUGGACGGGGUUGUGGUAUCAUUAAAAAACCUGGAGUCUACUCGUUUAUCUCACAGAGACAACUGUACUGGAUCAAAACUAUGAUGAAGUAUUUCUAAACGUGUGAAACCACCAGCAUCAGUCUGCAUGAUUUGAUGUUACAUCUGUCAGUGCUGUCUCUGUAGACCAUUAUUCAGUUUAUCAUUUUACCGUUCCUCUUACAGUUUAUGAUAAUUUAGUUUCUGCCAGCUUGCUAUACUUUUUUAUAGAUUCUGCACUUGGCUAGUCCACCACAUGAUCUUAUGGCAGAUAAAUUUGACUGACCUCUUAACCACAUUUUAGGCCCACUUUAAACAAAAUUGGAAACACUGUUUGAAAUUCUACCAUCUUUCACCACACAAACCAGACAGAUACAUGGUUAUAUCUAAUCUUCAUUUUUUCAAAUAAAUUAAAGAAUUCCCAAACAGGAGUGCUCCUGGUUGUUGCAGAUGAGUGCGGCUGCAGUAAAACCAGGGAUUAGCAAUUUUUAUGUACACACAAAACCAAUGAAUGUAAAACAGAGAGAUUAUUCAGACUGUCAAACAGACAGAUUCAACAGCUCAUAUACAACCAACUGAAACACAAACGAAGCUUGUGAACAGGUUUGUUGAAAAAGAUUUUUUAAAAAUUGUAACAUUCUUUGUUUUUUCAUUUCACAUUAUGACUGCGUGCUUGAAAACCAAAAAAAACAAACAUAUUUUUUCUACUUGCUACUUUUUCUGCUUUCUAAUAAAGCUGGAGGCAUGAAUAAAAAAA
Molecule: messenger RNA, 1538 nt
Organism: Oreochromis aureus
Lineage: Eukaryota; Metazoa; Chordata; Actinopteri; Cichliformes; Cichlidae
Product: granzyme K-like
Exons: 5
Coding region: 98-862 (254 amino acids)
Biological process (GO): proteolysis
Molecular function (GO): serine-type endopeptidase activity
Source: RefSeq, a predicted model, not a curated record